GCUCCCAGCCCCGGGGGAGCUGGAGCGGGCACAGGCAGCACGGAUCAGCAACGGGUGGCUACCAGCCCCACCAGCAUGGCCACCAGGCCCACGGGAGACAGGCGUGUCCCGGGAGUGCCCAACUCCUGAGAUCCCAGCCCAGGAGAGCAGAUCUGGCUCUUGGAGAGCAUGGAUGCUUCAGUGAGGACGUUCCCACUCGCCCUCUGGACACCGACGACAGCUCCCUGGCCAGGAGGGAACACCACGGUGGAGCUGGAGGAGAAGUGUGUCUUCCAGGAGGAGUUCAAGUUCAUCCUGCUGCCCGUCUCCUACAGCCUCGUCUUCGUGGUGGGGCUGCCCCUCAACUCCUGGGCCAUGUGGAUGUUCAUCCGCAGGAUGAGGCCCUGGAACGCCACCACCACCUACAUGUUCAACCUGGCUGUCUCUGAUACCCUCUACCUCCUCUCCCUCCCCACCUUGGUUUAUUAUUACGCAGACCGCAACAACUGGCCCUUUGGGAAAGGGCUCUGCAAGAUCGUGCGUUUCCUCUUCUACGCCAACCUCUACAGCAGCAUCCUGCUCCUCACCUGCAUCAGCGUCCAUCGCUACCUGGGCAUCUGCCACCCCAUCCGCUCCCUCAAGUGGCUGAAGACCAAGCACGCCCGUGUCACCUGCCUGGGUGCCUGGCUCGUCGUCACCAUCUGCCUCAUCCCCAACCUCAUCUUUGUCACCACCAGCUCCAAGGACAACAGCACCCUGUGCCACGACACCACCAAGCCCGAGGAGUUCGACCACUACGUGCACUACAGCUCCUCCGUCAUGGCCCUGCUCUUCGGGAUCCCCUUCCUGGUCAUCGUCCUGUGCUACUGCCUGAUGGCCAAGAGGCUCUGCAAGUCCAGCUUCUCCAGCCCCAUCCCCAGGAUGCCCUCCUACAAGAAACGCUCCAUCAAGAUGAUCAUCAUCGUGCUCGCUGUCUUUGCCAUCUGCUUUGUGCCCUUCCACGUCACCCGCACCCUCUACUACACCUCCCGCUACUUCCAGGCCGACUGCAGGACCCUCAACAUCAUCAACUUCAGCUACAAGAUCACUCGGCCCCUGGCCAGCAUCAACAGCUGCCUCGACCCCAUUUUGUACUUCAUGGCUGGGGACAAGUACCGGGGACGGUUCCGGCGGGGCCCAGCCCACCGGUUCCAUCCCACUCCCACAUCUGACCUGGCCCUGGUGUCCCCCUCCAUGGACAACAUCACCGGGGACCCCCGGGGGACAGGGAUGGCACGGAGCAGAGGCGGGUGCUGAGGGACCAACAGGGGGGUGACAGCAACCUCAGGAGAGCAACCCCUGCCCUGACACCCCCGGGCCCCCAAAACCUGUCCCUGCCCCAGCAGGGCUGAGGAUGGGUGGCCAUGGGACCUGUCCCCACCCUGCCCUGGGGUGCUAUGGGAGGGGGGUGACAGCCGUGCUGGGACAGGACAGCCACCUGCCCACGGGGAUGGGAAGGACCCUGAGAAAGCCAUUUUGGGAGAGCAGGCUGGCCCCUGGCACACGUCCCAUGUUGGGGUGCUCCUGGGGACACAUGGAGGCUGGCAGGUCACUAAAGAGAAGGGACACUGGUCUUUCCCUGAGCACACACAGCCCUUCCAGUCUGCUCGGCCAUGUGUGGGGACUGGACUGAACAUGGGGACGGGGCCAGCACCGGGUCCCCCAUGGAGGGCCUCAGGGAUGUCCCUGUGACGCUGCUGGAGGGACGUGGCAUGGGACAGUC
This is a messenger RNA of Calypte anna (Anna's hummingbird), 1741 nucleotides long. It is a transcript of the gene P2RY4, whose product is annotated as pyrimidinergic receptor P2Y4. Gene Ontology annotation, cellular component: plasma membrane. Gene Ontology annotation, molecular function: G protein-coupled UTP receptor activity; G protein-coupled purinergic nucleotide receptor activity. The record is from RefSeq and is a predicted model, not a curated record. Gene Ontology annotation, biological process: transepithelial chloride transport; G protein-coupled receptor signaling pathway. The transcript is spliced from 2 exons. NCBI's taxonomy places the organism in Eukaryota, Metazoa, Chordata, Aves, Apodiformes, Trochilidae. Bases 169 to 1275 code for a protein of 368 amino acids.